AUGACGGAAAAGCUCCAUCCGGAAGAACAACUCACCGCCGCCACGGCGAAGCAGACCUCUGCGCCCGAACCUGUGCUCGUAGAUUCGGAGAAGGGCACGCCACAGCCCGACAUCCCUGACGAUCCCUCUUCUGGGGAGGCGUUGCUAGACGUUAAAGAUGACGGCGCAGGCCCUGCUAAGCGGAAACGUGAACACGUCGAAGGUGAAGAACACGAGACGACAGAGAAAGGGAGCUUCGUCAAACGAGCAAGGACGCCCGACUCAGGUCGUAGUGAUAAAGACGAGAUCGUUGAGGCAGCAGCGAUAGGUAUAUCAACUCCCAUAGAAACACCCGAACGUAUUGCAACCCCGACGAAGGACGAUGGGGACGAUGAGGAAGAGACGCGCAUAGAAACCAAGAGCGCCGACGUGACGCCUCCAUCAAAGAACGCAAUCUCUGAAUCAACUUCGACUAGCUUUCAAAAACCUUCAAACCCAUUUAUGAAAAAAUCUGGAGGAAGCACUACCACGUGGGACGAUCUUCUGGAAGACGAACCAGCAACGCUAACGACGGCCACAUUAACGCCUACGAAGCUGGGGGCGACUGCCACCCUCAUUAGCCCAUUCAAGGGAAUGGGUGUGCACUCUGUGCCGAUGGGUGUGCAACCUUCAUCUUUGGGUAAUCUUGGUUCCAGCUGGUCGCAAGCAGGAAAGACGAACGAUGAUAAGCCGUCUUCCAUCGCCUUAGGAGGAAUCUCCAGCUUGGAAGGAAGCAGAAACAGCUUGGGUUCUGCCCUCGGUGGGCCAUCCAAGAUGUCCUUCGGAUCAAGCGGCUACGUUUUCGGAGGUGGUUUCAAGGGCUCCGGUUUUGGUUCCACCACCAUUACGCCCACGAAGCCCUUUGGGAGCAUGGCUCAAACCUCAUCCACUAGCUUCGCAUCGCUCGCCACAGCUUCGGGACAAGACAACAGCGAUACCCCUAAGCGGGAGCCGUCUUCGUCAUUCAGUACGCUAUUGGCGACGCCACAAAGGCACAAAACGGAUGAUUUCACUUCAAAUGAUAAUGGAACUGCUUUGAUCACUCCGCGAAGCAAAAAUGAGUCGGGAGCUCGGAUAGAUGCAUCCGGCGAAGAGGACGAAGAGCGUCUUAGCCAGAAACGAGCCAAACUAUUCGAAUUCGGCAAAUCCGGCGAGAAAACGCAAUGGCGAGAGCGUGGAAAGGGUCAAAUAACCGUCAAUGUGAAGUUGGAGGAUUCAAGUGUAGGGCGGUUGGUAAUGCGCCAGGAUUACACGGGCAAAUUGCUGCUCAAUGCCAAAAUACAACCGGCUAUGGGUGUUGGACGACGUGAUCCUAAGCAUGUUCACUUUUUGGGCCCUUCAAGUGAAGAUCCUACGCAGAUGGGUCAAUUCAUGCUCCUGCUGCAAAACUCGGACCAUGCGAACGAAUUCGAGUCGGCCAUCAAGGCUGUGCUGGCUAACGCAGUGGAGGAUUGGAAACGCGAGCGACGGUCACUAUGA
Molecule: messenger RNA, 1497 nt
Organism: Fimicolochytrium jonesii
Lineage: Eukaryota; Fungi; Chytridiomycota; Chytridiomycetes; Spizellomycetales; Powellomycetaceae
Exons: 10
Coding region: 1-1497 (498 amino acids)
Biological process (GO): intracellular transport
Source: RefSeq, a predicted model, not a curated record